Molecule: messenger RNA, 3021 nt
Organism: Cottoperca gobio
Lineage: Eukaryota; Metazoa; Chordata; Actinopteri; Perciformes; Bovichtidae
Product: casein kinase II subunit alpha
Exons: 14
Coding region: 386-1624 (412 amino acids)
Biological process (GO): regulation of cell cycle; peptidyl-serine phosphorylation; peptidyl-threonine phosphorylation
Cellular component (GO): nucleus; protein kinase CK2 complex; cytosol
Molecular function (GO): ATP binding; protein serine/threonine kinase activity
Source: RefSeq, a predicted model, not a curated record
CGGCCUCCGUUGCAUUACUCGAGGACGUAGGACGGUGGUCAACCAUAUUGUCUCUGAUACAGCAGAAAUCACACACUGGCACUGACACACCGGCGACGGAGGGAGUCGAGGACCAUUGGCUUAAACAAACUCACCUAACUGGGAAGCAUUUCGGUCGUCGAAUUGAUCAAGGGGCUAUCCCACCGUGCCCCUGGUGGCCCCUUCCCCCGUCCUCAGGCAAAGCCCCCCCCCCCCUUCCCCCCCAACCCCUUUCUCUGUUGCGAUCAACUCUCCUCACCCCCUACCUUCCCUCCUCUUCCUCCCUCCCGCCCACCCAUUCCCCCUGUACUCCAACCGUCAUCCGCUGCAGUAAAAUCUCCCAACCAUCUCUGCCAAGCUGUCGGACAUGUCAGGACCUGUGCCGAGCCGGGCCCGAGUGUACACUGAGGUCAACACUCACCGGCCCAGGGAGUACUGGGACUAUGAGUCCCAUGUUGUUGAAUGGGGAAAUCAGGAUGACUUUCAAUUGGUGCGUAAGCUAGGGCGUGGCAAGUACAGUGAAGUCUUUGAGGCAAUCAACAUCACCAAUAAUGAGAAGGUGGUGGUGAAGAUACUGAAGCCUGUGAAGAAAAAGAAAAUCAAGCGUGAGAUCAAGAUUUUGGAGAACCUACGUGGAGGUCCUAACAUUAUCUCCCUCAUUGAUAUUGUGAAAGACCCUGUACGUGGCGAGCCCACCACCUGUGCAAGCUUAUCGAUUUCGCUUGGGAAGUAUGUGUCUUCCCGGACGCCCGCCUUGGUCUUUGAGCAUGUUGACAACACAGACUUCAAGCAACUGUACCAGACCCUGACAGACUAUGACAUCCGGUUCUACAUGUACGAGAUCCUCAAGGCCCUAGACUACUGCCACAGCAUGGGAAUCAUGCAUAGAGAUGUGAAGCCUCAUAACGUGAUGAUUGAUCAUGAACAACGCAAGUUACGCCUUAUUGACUGGGGUCUGGCAGAGUUUUACCACCCAGGACAGGAGUACAACGUUAGAGUAGCCUCCCGCUACUUUAAAGGACCUGAGCUCCUGGUGGACUAUCAGAUGUACGACUACAGUCUGGAUAUGUGGAGCUUGGGUUGUAUGUUGGCUAGCAUGGUCUUCAGGAAGGAGCCCUUCUUCCAUGGCCAUGACAACUAUGACCAGUUGGUGAGAAUAGCCAAGGUUCUGGGGACUGAAGACCUUUACGACUACAUUGACAAGUACAAUAUUGAGCUGGAACCACGCUUCAAUGACAUUCUGGGAAGGCAUUCUCGUAAGCGGUGGGAGCGGUUUGUCCACAGUGAGAAUCAGCACCUGGUCAGCCCAGAGGCAUUGGAUUUCCUGGACAAACUGCUGCGCUAUGACCACCAGGCUCGGCUGACUGCUCGCGAGGCCAUGGAUCACCCGUACUUCUUUCCCAUCGUGAAAGAUCAGUCUCGUGUGGCCGGAUCAGCCAACCUAUCCGGUGGAAACACAGCUGUUAGCACAGCCAGCAUGAUCACAGGUAUCUCUGCUUUGCCAGCCUCCACUGCCCUGGGCCCCCUCACUGGCUCGCCGGUCCUGUCUGCUGCCACCAACGUCCUGAGCACCCCGGUGCCUGCAGCUGCUGGCGCCCCGCUGUGACAUCCUACCCAAAUCCACACUCCCUCUCCUUCUCCCCAGGCUCUCCCACUACCGCCCAGCCAGCGGGGAGAAACUAAAAAGGUGCCACUCUGCCAGCCUUCACCAUAUCUAACCCGACUCAGUGUAACUGCGCCUCACCAACCUGCCGGCUGAAGGACGCUGUGGACUAAGAAAAGAAUGUUCCUUUUCCUCUCCAAUGAACUUGUUAACCUGACAUCUGAAAUGAAUGUUCUGUGUAAUUGAAAUAUACAGGUAUUUCUUUAAUUCUCCCACAACCUGUAAAGAAUACAAAGGGGUGUGUUUGUGUGUGGUAAGUCUGAGAGCGAGUGACAUCCAUGGCUGAUUCCUGUAUUUUCAGUUUGAAUUGAGGUCAAUAAGUACAUCAGCAGAAGGCAAAGGAAAUAUGUGUUUGCUAUCAGGACCAAAAGGAGCAAAUCCUGAAUAGUUAACUACUGCAGUAUUGUCAAAAAACAAGACCUGGUGACACUUAAUUUCACUCCCGAGAUGAGUCUAAACACCCGCAAGAUCGCAGCAUUUUGGAAGUGUCUGGUGCUCCAGGUGUAUGUGAACACAAUGACACAUCAACACUUAUCUGCCUGAGAAGUUUUGUCUUGAAUUUCUUACCAAACCAGAUCACCAGUCUUCUUUUGAUAUUUGACUCUGUCACGUCAUCUGUUAUUAAUUUCUUUUGUAUUGGAAUGUUGUGGACUGCUGGAUAAGGUUCAUCACUAUAAAGUGGUUUGAGCGACUCUAGUUUUGUACUAGGAUCAUUAAGAAGCCAGGUAAGGUUCAUUCAGGUUCUCAAAGAAAUGGUUUCUCAAAUGUGCUGCUUUCCAGUUCCUUGAAUUACUUAAAGUGGCUUUUCUUGAAUUACUUCAAGACGUAACCAAAGUUUACUCGGUUGGUUGGAAGAAGAGACUGACCAAACCUUGUUUUGGGGGAGUUACUCAUGGAGACACUAAUGCAGGUUGACAAUGUGGGUGUUAGUAAAUACAAUGACAACAUCCUACAAUAAUCUGCAGGUGACUGAAGUGCUGUUAGUGUUGGAGGAAGGUUCACUUCUGUUGUGUAGUGACAUUAGUAAGCUCUGUGAUGAGUAAGACAAUUUACUGGCUUUCACCAAUUAUUGGAGUUGAAUAGCACUUGAAGGGUAAGUUUCCCCAGUGUUUUAGUGUCAGAGAUUGAAAGUGUAAGUUUUAGACCCUUUUGUACAUAACAUUCUUUUUUUUUUUUUUUUUUUUAAACCUAAAAAUGCUAAUAAAUCCGAACAUGUAUACAUUGACCAGAGAACGGAGCAGUUUCAGUCCCUACAUCACUGUAUAUAUUUGUAUGUCCUUAUGUUGAAGACUAGUAUUUGAACAUAUUUGUGUAAAUAAACGUGUUUUAUUUAUCGGGUA